Molecule: messenger RNA, 510 nt
Organism: Colletotrichum truncatum
Lineage: Eukaryota; Fungi; Ascomycota; Sordariomycetes; Glomerellales; Glomerellaceae
Product: l-psp endoribonuclease family protein
Cellular component (GO): mitochondrion; cytosol
Molecular function (GO): deaminase activity
Source: RefSeq, a predicted model, not a curated record
AUGUCCUCCUCGUUCCUCAGAUCCUUCACCAGAGUAUCAUCCCGUGCUCUCCGUCCUUCCACUCGUAUCUUUGCCAGUCGUCAGGUCCAGCCCUUUAGCAUUCAAUCCAUCAAGAUGUCUGACCAGUCCAUUGUCUUCACCAAGAACGCUCCGGCUCGUAAGUCUCCUUCUCUGAUCUCACUGGUGCGGUCCCAGGCCAUUAAGACCCCCACUGCCAUCUACUGCUCCGGCCAGAUCCCCCUCAACCCCGAGGGCGUUCUGGUUGAGGGCACCAUUGCCGAGAAGACCAAGCAGUGCAUCACCAACCUCAAGGCCGUCCUUGUUGAGGCCGGCUCCUCCAUUGAGAAGGUUGUCAAGGUCAACAUCUUCCUCGCCGACAUGGGCGACUUUGCCGAGAUGAACGGCGAGUACGAGAAGUGGUUCACCCACAAGCCUGCUCGCAGCUGCGUUGCUGUUAAGACCCUCCCCAAGAACGUUGACGUCGAGCUUGAGGCUAUCGCCCUCCCUUAA